CAUGAAUCAGCUCUCAUUUCGAUUGUGAUGAACUGAUUGAGCAUGGGAUUAUCGUAUCCAAAGAUUUUAGUAUUGCAAAUUAUAUGUUACUAUUCAUAUAUCGAUUUCAUUCAUGGAGCAGUACUUUAAGUUAGCAGGACAUUUUAGUAUCAAAUGACAGUCUUUAUUUCUAGCACUGAUAUCAGUUUAUCUUAUGUGAUUUCAGGUUUGAUAUAGUUUUUAGUUUACAAAAUUAACCUUGCGGCUGGAGAUUGCACUUGGUGUCUUUUGUUUGAUAUAAACCUUUUUUCUUUUGGGGGGUUUAGGAGCAGCAACCAUGCAUAUAACAUGAGUUCCAUUGAGCAAGUGCUCUGAAAUGGGAACUUCUGAGAGUUUUAGGAUUAAGUUUGUAUCUUUUACAUUCAAGAGAAAACUUAUUUGCUGAUUCUUUUCUUGCUAAUGCAUUUUAGGAUGAAGUGCACUGGAUAUGUGCACACAAGAAAGUUACAUACCAUUGAGAUUUAUCCUUAAGGCAUCAAAAGUUACAGUUAGCAUGGAUAAAGUUAAACUUUCAGCCUUGAAGUGCAUCAAAGCUUGUUUGUAUUUAUCUCACAUAUAACUGUUGAUGUGAAUGGGACAGAUAACUAUUGUGAUAUAAGUCUGUAGGUGAAGACUGAUUUGUUCUUAACUGCAACUAUAGAGGACAUUAUUUGCUUGCUAAUUGUAGCACUAAAUCAAUGCAGUUGACAGCAUUGCAGUGAUUCAAAACAUUACAAAAUAUCAGUUUAUAUAUCUACUCUAAAAGAAUAUAGUAACAUCACUGUAUUACCAAUUUAUUCAUAUAAUAUGCUUGCCAUGCACUUCUCAUAAUUAAAGAAAAUCAAGAAAUUUUGUUUCACAAGGGCGAUUGAUGUUUAAAUUUGUUAACUGAUAACAUAUUUCAUGUGUUAGAUGGUAAUGGGUGUAAUAGGUAAUGUUUUGUGCGCUAGUCUUUAUCUUCAGCUUGUCCACAAUAAUACUUCUUUCUUUUUCUUGAACUUGACAGGAACUUGUGCACAGGCUCUUGAGGAGAGGAUCAAAUUUAACUGUAAUGGUAUAGUGAUAAUUUGCUUAGGAGGAGCAUUCAGUUCUUUGCUGGACUACUAUUAAUAUGUAAUCUUCAGAGGAGAGGGGAGGGAAUAGAUCAUCUACCUAAGGACAAAUGCUCCAUCGUGUUCUUUUAAUAUACAUUUUUGUUGAUGUUUAAGAAGAACUAAUUCAAUUUAUCUUAGGCUCUCGUAUCUUCAAAGCACUUCAAUGUUUAACCUGUAACAUUCUCACUCCCUAAUAUUAUUUUUGACUAUUCCUUCUAUGCACUAUAUCUGAUUAGACAAACAAGUGUUUCACUUUGAAACUGUGAUUUAUUUAUUUAUUUAUUUAUUUUUGCAGAUUCUGCACGAGAUUGUUGAAAUCAAAUCCUUAUUGACAACAAAUCAGUCUUCACAUGGAUGAUAGUCACAAAAGGUCUGCUGGAGGAUUUGGUUUCUCCAAAAGAGGUUCCAGCCUUUCUUUCAGAGAACCAAUCCAUGAGAACAAAAAUAUCCAGUACUGCAGUAGAUUGGGAUGUAGCACUCGACUUAACUCCAUGAAAGCCCCUGAACUUAGUACCCCAGAAAAACCCAAGUACCAAAGGACUUCUUUCCGUUCUAUGAGCAACAAGUCCAUUGCUGGAAGCUCCUCCAAGCCAUUUUCUGGCUCCACUGAAUUUAGGAAGCCUCUCAAGUCUCGACCAAAUCACGCAUCUCCACGAGAUACAAUUGAAACCAGCAGCAGCAGGCAUAGGGUGACUGAAGAAAUUGAGUCUAAUGGGGAGACAGAGGGUUCAGAAUUUAACCAGAGUAUUACAGGAAUUCAAACAGUUUUGCCUGAAUCAGAAGAUAUUAAAUCACAGACUGCUCAAGGGUCGUCUAGUUCUAGGCUGCAGAAGCAAAUUAAUACUGAAAAUCCAUCAUCAUCAUCACCUAUUCGGCAUCCUAUUGCAAAUAAAAACAAAGGACAAGUUAUUAGACCAUCCUCACAAUAUUUGGGAUCUGGGCCACCUAGAUAUGGUCUCAAGAAUCUCGGUUGCUCAUCAAUCUCGGAUGUUCUCCCUUCUAGGUGUUCUUCCUCUGAUAGUGGACAGAGUAGAAGAGUUUCGUCAGUGAGGAAGAGACCCUCUGAUGGUGAGAGCGCGUCAUCCAGAGGCAAGAGUUCAAGUGAGUCCUCAAGCAGUGGUCUCUCUGCUACAAAUAGAUCUUUAAUGCCUCAACAAAAUUCAAGAAGGGCUAGAAAUCGGGGUUUAAGUAGGGAUGGCCCGGUCUCAGUUAGAACCCGGAGAGCUUCUGGUGGGCAACAAAGGGAGAAUGUUAUUUCGGUAUCAGAGCCUCCUGUGUACCCUCAACUUCCUCAUACCCAAAUAACAAUCAAUGAAGUUGUUCCUGAGAGUUCAUCAAGGUCUUUCCCUGUAGAACCUCAUCCAAUCUUUCGUAGCUCGUUCGGUGGGCGACCAAGCUCUAGUUGGCAGAGUUCUAGAAGUAGAUUGGUUAAUCCUCGUCCUGAAGAUACUAGUAUUCAUGCGACUUUAGGAGAUAGAGAUGGAUAUCGAGGCUUCAAUAUGGACGGGAUUGCAGAGGUAUUAUUGGCAUUGGAGAGGAUCGAACAGGACGAUGAGUUAACAUAUGAGCAAUUAAUGGUGCUAGAGACAAAUUUAUUCUUGGGAGGGUUCAGCUUCCAUGAUCAACACAGAGACAUGAGAUUGGACAUAGAUAAUAUGUCAUAUGAGGAUCUAUUAGCCUUGGAAGAGAAAAUGGGUACUGUGAGCACAGCCCUUUCGGAAGAGGCAUUGGCAAAAUGCCUAAAGAGAAGCAGUUAUGUGCCAGCCUGCCAAGUGCCCGGGGUCAGUACUCAUGGGGAGGAUGAUGUUAAAUGUAGUAUAUGUCAGGAAGACUACGUCAUUGGAGAUGAAGUGGGGAAAUUGGCAUGUGAUCACCGAUACCAUGUGGAAUGCAUCAGUCAAUGGCUCAGGCAGAAGAACUGGUGCCCUAUCUGCAAGUCAUCAGCUACAUCAUCUCAUGCCCCCGAAGAAUCAAAAGAAAAGGAUUGAAGUUCGCUCAGAUGAAGAUUGUGGCUCUUUUUUGUUUUCCUUUUCAUGUGUACAUAAAAUCUUUCAUGUUCCCCUCUCAUGAAAUAAACCACGUGAUGCAGGACUCGUAUGUGUAUAAAACAUUCUUUGAAACCCAUCAAUCAAACGUUUGAAUCUCCGAGGAUAA
This is a messenger RNA of Asparagus officinalis (garden asparagus), 3266 nucleotides long. Its product is annotated as E3 ubiquitin-protein ligase MBR2-like. Lineage: Eukaryota; Viridiplantae; Streptophyta; Magnoliopsida; Asparagales; Asparagaceae. Gene Ontology annotation, molecular function: ubiquitin protein ligase activity. The coding region runs from base 1463 to 3100 and encodes 545 amino acids. The transcript is spliced from 5 exons. The record is from RefSeq and is a predicted model, not a curated record.